GAGAGACGCCAACUAGAUUGCCAAAGACGGCGUUGUCAUUGGCGGACCCCGCGGCCGGCGCUUCGGAGCCAGCCGACGUCCCGUUAUCGGCAGCUGUUUGACCCCCAGAUAUAAGUCCUGGCGGUCACCCUAGCUUUAGUGUAUCUUGAGAGAUUCAUCACUAGUAUCACCAAACACGCAUCAUCACAGCAUCAAACGCUGCAUAAGUAAUCAGUAAAUCAUUCUCUAAGCAUGGCACUCUUGUCGCCCACCAUCAUCGCCGUCGCGGCCGCGCUUGUCCUCCUCGCCCGCGUCGUCUUGCGCUUGACGUCCCCGCUCGCUCGUCUGCCGGGCCCAACCGUCUCCAAAGUCACAUCGCUAUGGCUCAAGUACAAGGAGCUGCGAGCAGAGCGCACGGCGUAUAUCCACAGUCUGCAUAAGCGGUAUGGGCCUGUGGUGCGAGUCGCGCCGGACGAGGUGUCGUUUACGUCGUGGCCGGCUGUCAAGGAGAUUUACUGCUCGGGCGGUAGCGGGUACGACAAGACGGAGUUUUACGACUUGUUUAAGAUUUUCGGCAUCAGGACCAUGUUUACGACGCUGAAUAAAGCAGAUCACGCGACUCGCAAGAGGAUUCUGGCAGAUCGCUAUGCCAACAGCAAUGUCAUGAAGAGCGUCUCUGCAGAGGGUAUCCAAGAAAGAUCCAGGCGCUUUGUCGAAAGGUGUACAGCUGUACCCGGUACCGCGGCGGACGUUUAUAUUGCGCUUCAUGCGUAUGCUUGCGAUUGCAUCACUCACCACCUCUUUCACCCCCACGGGACGGACGCCCUGCGCAACCAGGUGGAUGAAGACAUGAUGCACCAGGUUGCGUCUGACAACUCGCUGCAAAACCGUCUUAUUUCAUACUACUCACCAACGCUGCAUAGCCUGUUUGGCGGCGUGCUUGCUCUCUUUGCCAAACCCCGCAUGACACCGCUGGCAAACAACUAUGUUCUCAAGACUGCCAAGUGCCCAGACCCUGCUCCAUUUACGCUAAUGAGCCGCCUGGAGGAAAAGUCUAAGGAACUCACCAUGACAGACAUGGCAGCCGAGUGCCUCGACCACAUGACUGCUGGCAUUGAUACUACAGGCGAUGGUCUUUGCUUCUUGAUGUGGGAGCUCUCACAGCCACGGUCACUAGAGAUUCAGCGUAGGCUUUCGGAAGAAGUUCGAGAGGGUAUCGCGCGUGGUACGCCCAUUGACCAACUACCGUUUCUUGAUGCAGUCGUCUGCGAAGGCCUACGCUGCUUCCCGUCCAUCCCCAUGUCCUUGCCGCGCUACGUACCGGCUGAUGGCAGAUUGAUUGAUGAAACCUUUAUCCCAGAGCAUACCAAGGUCAGCUGUCAGGCACUUUCGGUGCACAUGGUAAACACGGACGUGUUUCCUCGACCCGAAGUGUUUAACCCUGAUCGAUGGCUGGUGCAGGGUGGUGAUGCAGAGAGACGCCGACUUAUGUUUGCCUUUUCCAACGGCGGCAGAGGGUGUGUUGGCAAGCAUUUGGCCAUGCUUGAAAUGAAGACGUUGCUACGGGAUGUCUAUGCGCAGUGCCGAACUGUGCCUCACGUAUCGAUGAAGGCGGAAGAUAUGGUCAUGGCGGAUGAUUUGGUUUCGACGCGGCCAGCGGGAGGCAGGUGUUUGUUGCAUUUCGAGCGUCUAGAUUCGUAUUCCUCGUAAAAUGUGACGAUGAAUAUACUGUAGCUUUCGUAGUAGGGCGUUGUGUUGCUUUUGAAGCUGGUCCAUGGGCUAGCGAUGAGCCUGUCUUUUUCUAUUGAUAUUCCUUUCCAACGAUAUACUUGCUCACAUUAAGCUAUUGUUACUGCCUCAAGCAACUUCUGCUAUUCUUUUCGCUGCACUGCACUACAUGUGACGUUGUCUUGUUGGGUGCAACGUCAAUACGACAGACACAGGCGUCCAGUGCUUGCCUCUGCUACCUAAAGCGGCAGCCGUUUCCCGCAGUUGGGUGCCAGUGCCAGU
Messenger RNA from [Torrubiella] hemipterigena, 1989 nucleotides. Lineage: Eukaryota; Fungi; Ascomycota; Sordariomycetes; Hypocreales; Clavicipitaceae. The record is from the annotation of a GenBank genome assembly.